Sturnus vulgaris (Common starling) is the source of this 1167-nucleotide messenger RNA. NCBI's taxonomy places the organism in Eukaryota, Metazoa, Chordata, Aves, Passeriformes, Sturnidae. The record is from RefSeq and is a predicted model, not a curated record.
GGACCCGUCUGCAACCGCAGCUUCGACCUGUACGCGUGCUGGGGGGACGCUGUCCCCAACAGCACCGCCACUGUCCCCUGCCCCUGGUACCUGCCCUGGUACCACCGAGUGCAGCACGGGGUGGUGGCGCGGCGCUGCGGCCCCGACGGGCGCUGGGUGACAGAUGACAGCGGCAGGACCUGGCAGGACAACUCCCAGUGCGAGGACCUGGCGCAGGUGCAGCCGCUGCAGCGCCAGGCGUGGCUCCUGGAGCAGUUCCGCCUCCUCUACACCGUGGGAUAUUCCCUGUCCCUUGUCGCGCUGGUGGUGGCGCUGCUGCUGCUGCUGCUGCUCAGGCGCCUGCGCUGCACGCGGAACCUGAUCCACGCCAACCUCUUCGUGUCCUUCGCGCUCCGCGCCGGCGCCAUCCUGACCCGGGACGCGCUGCUGCCCCACGGGCACGCGCACGGGAGCGCGCAGGGCCACCCCCUGCAGCUGCUGGGCAUGCAGGCCGGCCCCGCGUGCCGCGUGGCGCAGAGCCUGGCCCAGUACUGCGUGGGAGCCAACUACGCGUGGGCCUUGGCCGAGGGGCUCUUCCUGCUCCGCCUCCUGCUCGCCACCUCCGCUCGCCGCUGCUUGCCCGCGUUCCUGCUGCUCGGCUGGGGUGUCCCCGUGCUCUUCGUGGUCCCCUGGGUUGUCCUGCGCUACCUGUACGAGAACGAGGGGUGUUGGGAGCGCAACGAGAAGGUGGCGGUGUGGUGGGUGAUCCGCUGUCCCAUCCUGGCGGCUGUGGCGGUGAAUUUCGUGGUUUUCGUGCGGAUCGUGCGGAUCCUGGUGGCCAAGGUGCGCGCGCACCAGGUGUCCCGCGGGGACACGCGGCUCAGGCUGGCGCGCUCCACGCUGACGCUGAUCCCGCUGCUCGGAGUGCACGAGGUGAUUUUCGCCCUGGCCGGGGAGGGCGAGGGCGGCGGCGGCCUGAGGCUGGCACGGCUGUGCCUGCACCUGCUGCUCACCUCUGCGCAGGGCUUGGUCGUCAGCGUCCUGUACUGCUUCACCAACAAGGAGGUGCAGGCCGAGGUGCGCCGGGGGUGGCAGCGGUGCCGUCUGGGCGUCCCCGGCCCCCCCAGGGCCACCCCGAGGGCUCGGUCCCGGCGGGGACAGCGCCCGGUGGCGGAGAGCGGCUGCUGA